Messenger RNA from Fraxinus pennsylvanica, 783 nucleotides. NCBI's taxonomy places the organism in Eukaryota, Viridiplantae, Streptophyta, Magnoliopsida, Lamiales, Oleaceae. The record is from the annotation of a GenBank genome assembly.
AUGGAUUGUGUUCGUCUUACCCUGCUCGUGAUUUUCUUCAUCUCCUGUGCAUAUUCUAAAAAAGCUGCUGAAGUUCCAUUUGAUCAAAACUAUGUUGCAGCAUGGGGAGGUAAUCAUAUCACAGUUCUUGAUCAGGAAAGAGAAGUUCAGCUUCUAAUAGACCAAUCUUCAGGAUCUGGAUUUCGAUCAAAACAGUCUUUCGGUUCUGGGUUUUUUCGCAUCAGAAUGAAGAUUCCGAGCAAGAACACUAAAGGAAUUCUCACAACAUUUUUCUUAACUUCAGCUAUACCUAAUCAGCCAGCCAAAAACCAUGAUGAGCUUGAUUUUGAGUUCUUGGGCAGUGCAGGCAAGGGUUACGCAUUGAAUACAAAUGUUUUUGCCAAUGAUUUUGGAGGCAGGGAACAACAGUUCAGGCUUUGGUUCUUUGUAGAUGGAAAACCAAUCAGAGUGUUCAAGAACAACAAACGUAUUGGGGCAAACUACCUAACAAAUCCAAUGCACAUAGAAACGAGCUUAUGGAAUGCAACUUGGGCAGGAAAUGUUGAUUGGAGUCAAGAACCCUUUAUAGCUAACUAUAGAGGAUUUGAAAUUGAAGGGUGCAUAUAUGACAAUUCUAACCCCAAUAAAUGCUAUUCCCAAACCUAUUAUUGGAAUGCCGAAAAGUAUUUGCAAUUGAGUCCAACUCAGCGAAGAAUCUAUGAAGUUCUGAGAAAGAAAUAUAUGUUUUAUGACUAUUGUACUCAACAUCCAAAGAAUUAUGUAGAAUGUAGGAGUACCGAGUGA